Emiliania huxleyi CCMP1516 is the source of this 810-nucleotide messenger RNA. It is a transcript of the gene SRPRB, whose product is annotated as SRP receptor, beta subunit. The transcript has 2 exons. The record is from RefSeq and is a predicted model, not a curated record. Bases 1 to 810 code for a protein of 269 amino acids. Lineage: Eukaryota; Haptophyta; Isochrysidales; Noelaerhabdaceae.
AUGGCUGCUGCGAGUGGGGAGCAGCCACCCGUCGAGGUCGGCUCCGGCCUCGACGUCGGCUCCGGCCUCGACGAGCCUGUAGUCGCAACCCCCACCCCGGCCGUGCCCGAUGGAGGCGGCGGCGGCGCCACGCUCGCGCUCUCGCUCGUCCUGCCGCUCGUGAUCGCAGCUGCCUUCUUCCUCCUCUUCCGCGGCCGCAGCAAAUCACGCGGCAACCGGGUCGUGCUGUUUGGCCCCAUGGGCGCCGGAAAGACGGCGCUCUCGCUCCAGCUCCGCUUCGGCCGCAUGACGCCCACCUACUCGUCGCUCGCGAAGACUGUCGGCCGGUGCGAUCUCGGCGGCGGCGGCGCCAACGCGGUGACGCUGGUCGAUGUGCCUGGCUCAGGGCGGCUGCGCUCGCAGCUGCUGAGCGAGGCGGCGAGCGCGGCAGUUCUGGCCUGCGUCAUCGACGGCUCGCGCCUCGCGCCGCAGUGCAAGGAGGCGGCCGGGGCCCUCUUCGACGUGCUGUCGCUCGAGGCGGUGCAGCGGCGCUCGCCCGCGCUGCUCGUGGUGCUGAGCAAAAGCGAGGCGCGUGGUGCGGCGAGCCCCGAGUCGGCCCGCACGCUUCUCGAGGCCGAGGUCCAAAAGGUGCGACUCGCGCGCACCACCAUGGCCGACACGGGCGGCGCCGGCACCAAGGACAUCCCUGGCUUCGGUGCCGCCGGCUUCUCGUUUGCGCAGACGCGGCUCACCACCCAGUUCGUCUCGGCGUCCGCCUCGACGCCCCAGCUCGACGCCGUGCGCAGCUUUGUGCUCAAGCACGUCGGGUGA